AUGACCUCUCCCUCAGAAACUACGGCUCCAGAGCAUGUGCAUUCAGGGUGUUUAGGAGAUUUAAGCUACACCUCUAAUGUUCUGGUUCAGAGUUAUACGGCGCUCUAUUUCAUAACAGAAGCAGCCUUCAACAGUGGCCUGAAUCCUCAUGUCUACGUGACUUAUCGCCACAUAGUGCGGCGUAGUUAUGUUCCCUGCCAAAGACUAUUAUCAAUAUUUCUGGAGAUAUCUUUGCUUUCUUUCAUCGGAGUUGGAUUAACCCUUAACAUGUAUUUUGCAAGUAUGAGAUACACCUCUCCAACCUUCAUCACAGCGAUGAUUAAUACUACCUCGUGCUUGACUUUCUUAUUUGCAGUCAUUCUCAGGUUGGAGCAUGUUGAUGUAAGAGAUCGUAGUGGGAUUGCUAAAAUCCUGGGAACUCUAAUAUCGUUAGCUGGGGUCACAACCAUGACUUUGUACAAAGGACCUGCAGUGCAUAGCCUCAAGGACGUUGCAAUCCACAUCGGAAAUAACUCUGUUCAUGAGAACUGGAUGAAAGGAUCAAUUCUGGUUGUUGCAAGUUGUAUAUCAGCCUCUGUAUGGUACAUUCUGCAGGCAUCUACAUUGAAGAAGUAUCCGGUAGAACUGUCACUUACAGCAUGGUUAAACUGUAUUGGUGGAGCACAAUCGGCAGUCUUCACAAUACUCAUAGAGCAUAAAUCGGCUGCGCCGUGGUUGGUUACCUCUACCAUCGGUUUCUGGUCCAUCGUAUAUUCUGGAGUUAUAUGCUGUGGUUUGACCAUCGCCAUUCAACUAUGGUGCACAAAACAAAAAGGCCCAGUUUUUGUAACUAGUUUUAAUCCCCUUACAACAGUAAUGGUGGCGAUUCUAGCCUACUUGGUUGUUGGUGAAAAACUGCUCAUGGGCAGUAUAGUGGGAGGAAUCAUAGUAAUUGUUGGUUUAUACACCCUAUUGUGGGGCAAAGAAAGAGAUCAACAUUUCUGCCAGCCACAAGAGCAAACUUUCCCCAACUGUGACGAGCAGAAGGAGCCAAAGAACCAAAUAUUAACUUCAACAGAAGCAGAAAUACCUUGACGAGACUAAUCCUGCCUUAAAAGGGUACCUGACAUUGUAUCCCGAGCCAAAUACUCUGGAAAUAGGAAUAAAACGAUGUGAGGCAAGCUAGCUUUAAAUCUUUGAUUUGUGUCACAAGGCGAGCAAGGUGUCACAGAAUUAGGUAAAAGAAGAUUAUGAUGAUAAUUUUUAACUGAAAUAUGAGGUACAAAAUGUUGAUCUGAUAUAAUUUUAUGCCACAGGCAUGGUAGAUAUUGAAAUUGAUA
Messenger RNA from Pistacia vera, 1319 nucleotides. Its product is annotated as WAT1-related protein At2g39510-like. Gene Ontology annotation, molecular function: transmembrane transporter activity. NCBI's taxonomy places the organism in Eukaryota, Viridiplantae, Streptophyta, Magnoliopsida, Sapindales, Anacardiaceae. The transcript has 7 exons. Gene Ontology annotation, cellular component: plasma membrane. Bases 1 to 1074 code for a protein of 357 amino acids. The record is from RefSeq and is a predicted model, not a curated record.